Erythranthe guttata (spotted monkey flower) is the source of this 1526-nucleotide messenger RNA. The record is from RefSeq and is a predicted model, not a curated record. NCBI's taxonomy places the organism in Eukaryota, Viridiplantae, Streptophyta, Magnoliopsida, Lamiales, Phrymaceae.
GAUUUAGCAAUGCCAAAAGAAUGAGAGUGGGUGUCAGUGCACGGAGCUACGGGUACAACAGCCGUUUAGACGAUUGAAGAGGUCUUCGCCUGAAACUAACACGCAAGAGAAUGUCAAAGCAUAUAGAGCUCGAAAACGAGAGGCGUAAAAAGAUGGAACUACACGACAAGGCAUCAAGAGCUACACCACCUUCUAGAAGGGCUGCUGAAACACAACCGAUAGGUUCAACGAUUAAAAAUUCUUAUGCUUCUUGGAAUUCAAAUGCAGCGAAAACGAGAUCCCCCGAAAGAAUUCCAAAAUAUUCUGGUGGAUUUUCUAACAACCCCAUGAAUUCUGUUGGUCAACUGCCUCAUGUACCAUCAAUUAGGCCGAUAGAUGCUUCAAGAGAAGAGCAUUUGUCGAUGAGGGAUGCCUUGGAAUCUUCUAGGCCAGAUUUACCUAUAUUCACCACUCCGAGAGGUUUUCUGGAUAAUGGCAAGAUGGUCACCGAUCUUCCUCCAGCAACAGGUGGCAUGUCCAGACCUAUUUACCAGGUGAAAGCGAUGAGGCAACUACAACUUAGAAAAUUGAGGCGUGUGGCAAACAAGCAAAUGUGCCGCAAACCGCUGUAGCUGAAUUUAUGGUUUGUGUUUCGUUUGCACAAUUUUUCUUUUUACCUUUAAUCAAAUGAGGUCUGGUAUCGAUUGUUUAAUUUAUGCUACGAUUCUCGACUGGAAUUUCAACUAAUGAAUGUAAACACUUUCAUUGCAGAUCUGCUUGGGGGGUCUCGUGUGCUGAUCAUAUUAAUACGUUAACCUCAUUUUACAUAGUCUGGUAAAACAUAUUAGAAUUCAGCUACGCUCUAUGAUUCCAUGUUCUCUUCUGUAUCACAAAAUGCUGCUUGUUUAUUUAGUACAGGUUGGUACUUUUGAAAUUUUCUUAUUAGUUUUAAGUGUAUCAUGUUGUAUUACUGUUAUUAUUAGCUGCAACAAUAAAAGGUUUCUGAUAGUUAUGUGAGUAUUAGUUUCUCUGAUUUUAAGCACAUUAAAAGUGACAUCUUCGCUAGGUUAAUCUCAUUUUACACUUCUAAUUCUAUAAUAAAAUAUAAAGACUUCACUAAUUUGUUUAGGUAUGUAGUUGUUUUCUUUAUUUAUUAAUAUGAUAUGACUAUAUAUAUACCUAGCCUCUUUUGUCAGUGUUGCGACUCUAAUCUAUAAAUUCAUUAUUUUGUUUUUCAAUUUUGCAUUGUUUUCUCUGGGAAUCCGAGUUUCAAACAUGUACAUGAGUUAGGUUAUCUAUGUAUAAGUUUUAUUAUAUUGGUUUAUAGGUGGUAAUCUGGGUACAUGUGGUUGCCUUGUAUUAUGAUUUUUCAGAAUCGUUGCCUUUGCUUCUAGGUUUAUCAGUUCUGUUCUUUUUCUGUGUUUACAUUUAUUACAGCAAUAUUCAUUUUUUAUUAAAUCGUUUCCUUCCAUAAUUUGGUUUUAAUUUCUGAUAACGGCAUUAUGCGCAGGCCUUUGUGUGAGCAUCAUUAUUCAAUCACUCAACAA